Molecule: messenger RNA, 2999 nt
Organism: Paramecium primaurelia
Lineage: Eukaryota; Ciliophora; Oligohymenophorea; Peniculida; Parameciidae
Source: the annotation of a GenBank genome assembly
AUGAAGGAUUGCUAUUUACCUGACCCUGAAAAAAUCAAAUAUUCUUUUAAUUUAAUUCUAUUUACAAAGGAUGAAUAGUAGCGUAAUCAAGCAAGUGAGUUUUUAAGAUAACUUGAAUAGAAUGAACCCUAAUUUUUGCUAUCUUUAAUACACAUCUAUGAAAAUGAUAAUGUAAAUCUUCAGAAAUAAUAAUUAGACGGAGGUCUUGAGACUUCAAUCAUUAUUAUUAUUAAAAAAUGCAAUCACUAGAAAUUGGAUAAAAGCAUCAAUUAUAAAUGGUAAAAGGGCUAAUAUCUUAAAUGAACAAUUAAAAAUACAAGUCAAAUAAUCUUUAGUUAAACUGCUUAUAUAGAAUAUUGAAAGAAAAGAAAGAAACAUUUUAAAUCAAAUUAUAUAAGUAAUAGUUAAAUAUGAUUUCCCGGGAAAAUUUUAGGAUUUGGAAAAUUAUUUUAUAUCAACUUUAUCAUAAAUUAGUUAAUUUGAUAAUGUUGUCUCACAUCCAAUAUAUGAUUUUAUAAGAACCUUAAAAUCAGUCUAAAAAGAAGUUUCAAAAAAUAGAUUAAGUAAAAAAAUUAUUUAUAGAACUUUAGUGGCUUAUAAAAUUUAAUAAAAAGAGUUUAGUUAAAAGAUUUUACCAAUGUUUACACAUCUAUGGAGAUAUGUUACUUAAUUAUAAUUUUAAGAUUUAUCUAAAGGUUCUGAUAUUACUUGUAAUGUAUUACUUUAAAAGACAUCCUAAAAAUUAGAUUAAAUAUUAAGCUAUUUAAUAAUGCCUUUUCAUUAAGAGGAAGAUUUGUAAAAAAAUUAAUAUCAUUAGAUAAACUAUAUCAGAAAUUUUCAAAAUUUUACUAUAGAAAGCAUCUGAAUUACUAAAAGUAUAUCAAAAUUCUAAUAUAAUAAAAACUCAUCUAAAAACAUUGAUUUGUAGUUUAUCAAAUUUAUAAUAAUUAUAUCCUAUUAGUAUUGGAUAUUCACUUUAGGAUUUCUUGACAAUUUUAUAAAUUAUCUUAUUAUAAGUUGAACCUGAAAAUCGAUUAAUUAAUAUUGGAAUAGCUUCAAUAACAAAAAUUUUAUAGACUCAUUUUUACUACUGUUCAAAUGAAUAAUUUAAAGCAACAAUCCCUUAGCCAAAAUCAUAAGUGUAUAUUCAAUUAAGAGAAGUAUGUAAUGAAACUUUUCAGGGGUUUUUUAAUACUCAUAUUAUAUUCUUUUUAGAAAGAUUAAUUGUUAUUAAUUCUUCAAAGAGAAAUUCUAAUAUAAAAGAAAUCUUAGAAAUUGAAAAUGAUUAAAAAAGUAAAACAAGUGAUGAUAAAGAUGAUGUUUGUGAAUCAACUUAUCUUUUAUGUGCAGAAUGUUAAGAAUAAUUAAUAAGUAGAUUUCCUUAAUAAAUAUUGAAUUAUAUAAUAGAAAAUACUUAGUAAUUAUUAUCAACUAAUUAUUCAGUUAUAAAAACUGAACUUAUGGAUAGUUUCUUUUCAUUAUUUGGUAAAGCUAUAAAAAUUCAAGAAAAAUAGAAAUUAUAAACUGUUUCUUUUAUACCCAUUUUAAAUUAUUUAUUUUAGACUGAAAAUCCAAGAAAUUAUUAUAGAUAUAUUAUGUUAGGAAAAGAAUUUAUACCUAAAUUUUGUCAAUCUGAAUUUGAAUAAUUUUUUGAACAAACUAUAAUUAUAAUUAUAAAAUCAAAUGAUAUAGCAAUUAAAAUUGCAGGAUUUGAUUGCAUAAAUUAAAUUUUGAUAAGUAAAAUAAAUAGAAUUGAUUAUCCAAUUUUGUUAAAAUUAGAACAAGUAAUUUCAUUAUUACACAAUAUAUUAAAAGAGGAUGAUAUAUCUCAUUAUAUUUAGAUUAUUAAUAACUUUCUGUACUAAUAUAUAUAUACUUCUUUAGUAAUCUCAACAAAUUCUAAUUAAUUUGAAAAUAAACUAAUAUAAAAUUAAUAUUUAAUAAAUUUGUUUAAUAUAAAUACAAAUUUAGUAGUUUUAAAUUUUUGUGAAAUGUUUAAAAAGUUAUUGAUUAGUUUUUCUUUUGGUAAUGUACCAAAUUAACUUAUUUAAUUAGCAAUAAUAUUUAUUACAUAAAAUAUUUAAAACAAUCAUCAAGAUGUAUUAGAUUUGUAUUUAAAAUUGCUCUAUGAAUUUAAUAAAUGUAUGAAUGAUAAUACAACAGGUAUUUAAUUAUAAGGUUUAUUCUUGAAAAAUGAAAAUUUACUAUUGUAAAAUUUAGAAAAUUAGACAAUUUAAUGCUUUAUUUUAUAAAUGAUAAAUGAAUUGAUAUUAUUAGAUUUAUUACCUAUAUCAAAUAAUCUUUAUUAAAUAUUAGCUUAAUUAUUGAUUAAAGCAUAAACUAUUAUUGAUAUUGAAUAAUAAGUAGAAAUGAAAAAUAAUUGUCUUUAUGUAAUGGAAACAAUUAUUUUAUAAUAAAUUGGAAAAAUAGAUGUAUCAUGUUAUGGAAAUUUGAUUCUUUAUUUAAUAAAAGAAUUUAUAGGUUUUCAAUAAAUAUUAUUAAAAUCAUUUUAAUUUAUUGAAUUAAAAACUAGAGUUAUUAACAUUUUGAAUAUAUUUUUCUUUAAAGAAGAAACUUAUUUUAUGGAAAUAGUUAAAUCCAACUUCCCCAAUUAUGAUUCAUAUUUUAUUUAAUGGCAAGAGAAUUCAAUCAAUAUCAUUAAUAAAGGAAAUAAAAAAUUAAAUACAAUAACAACUUUAAAUUUUUUAAAAUAUAUUUCUCAACCCACAUUAUAGAUUUUUAUAGAAUCUAUACUAAAAGAAAGUUUAAUUGAAAUUCAUUAUUAUAUCGAUUAUUAGAAUGAAGAAUUUAGAGAAUAAUAAAUAAAAAAUCGUUUAUAAUAUCAUAGUUUAGAAAAAGUAAGAUUAAAUAAGAAUAGAGAAAGCUUAAGAAAAGAAGAAAUAUUUGAAAAAAACUUAGAUUAUAAUAAACUAAAUAUCUAAUAAUUAGUGUUAGCAACUAUAAAUGUAAUAAUUAUAUCUAUAACUAGUAAGUUAUGA